Trachemys scripta elegans is the source of this 1700-nucleotide messenger RNA. It is a transcript of the gene SIL1, whose product is annotated as SIL1 nucleotide exchange factor. The record is from RefSeq and is a predicted model, not a curated record. NCBI's taxonomy places the organism in Eukaryota, Metazoa, Chordata, Testudines, Emydidae.
UCUCUGAUUGGUGGUCGAGGUCACGUGCGCGAGGGCCGAGAGGAGGUGUUUGUGCGCGCGAUCAGCGAAGGCUGUGGAGCGUGCGCAGUGAGAGGCCUAGGCUGGGGGCUCAGACUGACUGCAAUGUCUCAUUGCAUUGGACUCCUGUCCAUUGCCUCUAAACUGAACUUGCUGGUUUUGCUUCUUUCUUCAGUGUGCUUCUGUUCAUGCUUAAGUGACAGAAUUCCAGAGUUUGCCCUAACAAAAACAGAAGAAAGUGACUUAAAAGAAGAGAAUGGCAAAGAAUCAGUAGCAGAGGAUGAUCUUGAUCCUGAAGACUUAGAAGUGUUUUACCCAACACAUCAGUGGCAAAUAGUCCGUCCAGAUCAGUGCCUCCUCUGCUUGAUUCUGCAGUGGCGUUAUAACCUGAUGUUUGCCACUGGGUAUGGAUUGACUGAGAUGACACACAUCCAGCAUUUUGACUUCACUACAAGAUCUCAUAUUAUAGCCACAGAAGGUCAGGCUGUUCCUUCAGGGUUACAUGUGCGAUUAAAUCUUCAGACAGGGGAAAGAGAAGCCAAGCUUCUAGAUAACAAAAAUGAAAAAAGUGACAUGAAAGACCAGAAGAAAAGGAAAAGGCUGGAUGAGAUGCAUAUCAACUCAAACUCAUUUACAUCACAGGAACUCAAAGAGGCUUUGGCUAAAAUGAAGGAAAAAGAAAAGACAGAAAGCACAAUGGAACAAAAGGCUAAUCUGGAAGAUGUGAGACAAAGGUUUCGUCCCAUAGAAGAGCUGAAGAAGGAGUUUGAAAAACUCAACAUGAAGAUAGAAACUGAUUUUGAAGUUAUGGUUAAAUUAAUCAACAAAUUCAACAGCUCUACUUCUACUCUGGAUGAGAAAGUAGCAGCACUGUACGACCUGGAAUAUUAUGUUCAUCAGCAAUCCCAAAGUUCAAGUGGAAGCAAUUGAGGGUGGUGCUCUACAAAAACUGAUGGUUAUUUUAGCUACGGAACAACCAUUGUCGGUGAAGAAAAAGGCUCUCUUUGCUUUGUCUUCGAUGCUGCGACACUUCCCCUAUGCCCAGCUGCAGUUCCUCAAGCUUGGUGGCCUUCAAGUACUUAGAAAUCUCUUCAAAGAAAAAGGCAUGGAGACUCUCUACAUACGCGUUGUGACGCUGCUCUAUGACCUGAUUGUGGAAAAGAUGCUGCUUGAGGAUUCUGAGAACAAGGAAGACCAAUUGGAAGAGAAAGUUCAGCAGUACAAACAAGUGAACCUGGUGCCAGCUGUGGUGGAACAGGGCUGGUGUGUGAUUAUUUCUAACCUCCUGGCAUUGCCGGAGCAUGACACUCGAGAAAAAGUUCUAAAAACAGUGCGCGUUCUGAUGGCCGCCUGCAGGGACGGAUACCAAGGAGACUAUGCUCUCAGCACCACGCUGAGCAUGCUCCGCACUGAAUACGAAGAACUGGCAGCAGAAGAACAAAGGGAAGGGGACAAUGAUGGCUAUUUUAAGGAACUCCUUAGCUCUAUAAAUACCAUUAUUCAGGAGUUAAGACCAGGAUAUCUGUAAUCUGACUGAGCUUAAAAAAAAAUAAUUCAUGAUAACCUGGUGAAUUUUGACAGAUAUGCAUAAACAAACUAUUGAGUAAACUGCUGGUCAAAGCAAAAUCCCUCCACAAGGCAAGUGAGCCAACAGCUCCAUUAUUAAAGAAAGAUACAAACAU